This is a messenger RNA of Indicator indicator, 1284 nucleotides long. It is a transcript of the gene GAL3ST1, whose product is annotated as galactose-3-O-sulfotransferase 1. The record is from RefSeq and is a predicted model, not a curated record. Gene Ontology annotation, molecular function: galactosylceramide sulfotransferase activity. The transcript is spliced from 2 exons. Gene Ontology annotation, biological process: galactosylceramide biosynthetic process; myelination. Lineage: Eukaryota; Metazoa; Chordata; Aves; Piciformes; Indicatoridae. Gene Ontology annotation, cellular component: membrane.
AUGCUGCACCAUGGGAAGCACUGGAGGUCCAUGUGCAAGGGGCUUGUCCUGGGGACCCUCCUGACCAGCUUCAUGCUGCUGCUCUACUCCUAUGCCAUCCCCCCACUGCAAGUCAGCAUGACAGAGUGAGUGCUCCCCGUCCCCGCCUCCUGCUCCUCCUACCCGGCUGCCAGUAAGGUGCCGGCAGCGCCCAGCAACGGUACGGGCAGCCCGUCGGGCCGGAGCUGCUCUCCCAAACUCAACAUCAUGUUCAUGAAGACCCACAAGACGGCCAGCAGCACCAUCCUCAACAUCCUCUUCCGCUUCGGGGAGAAGCACGGCCUGAAGUUCGCCUUCCCCAACGGCCGCAACGACUUCUACUACCCUGCUUUCUUUGAGCGCAGCCAGGUGCAGCACUACCGGCCGGGCGCCUGCUUCAACAUCAUCUGCAACCACAUGAGGUUCCGCCACCGCGAGGUGCGCAGCCUCCUGCCGCCCGACGCCGCCUUCGUCACCGUGCUGCGGGACCCUGCCUACCUCUUCGAGUCCUCCUUCCACUACUUCGGCCGCAUCAUCCCCCUCACCUGGAAGCUGGCCGGGGAGGACAAGCUGGCCGAGUUCCUCCGGGACCCCUGGCACUACUACGACCCCAACGGGUUCAACGCUCACUACCUCCAAAACCUCCUCUUCUUCGACCUGGGCUACGACAACAACAUGAACGCCGAGAGCCCGCUGGUGGAGGAGCACAUCCGGGAGAUCGAUCGCCGCUUCCACCUCGUCAUGUUGCUCGAGUACUUCGACGAGUCUCUGGUGCUGCUGAAGGACCUGCUGUGCUGGCAGCUGGAGGACGUCCUCUACUUCAAGCUCAAUGCUCGGAAGGGCUCCACCGUCUCCCGGCUGACGCCGGAGCUCUACGAGAAGGCCACCUCCUGGAACCUCAUCGACGCCAAGCUCUACCGCUACUUCAAUGCCACCUUCUGGCGGAAAGUGGAGGCCUACGGCAGGGAGCGGAUGGCCAAGGACGUGGCCGAGCUGCAGCGGGAGAACGAGAAGAUGAAGAGCAUCUGCAUCGACGGGGGGCACCCCGUGGAUGCCAGCGCCAUCCAAGAGUCCUCCAUGCAACCCUGGCAGCCUCUGGGGGAGAAAUCCAUCCUGGGCUACAACUUGAAGAAGAAGAUCAACAAGAAGCACCAGAAGCUGUGCCGCAAGAUGCUGACGCCUGAAAUCCAGUACCUGACUGACCUGGGGGUCAACCUCUGGAUCACCAAGCUGUGGAGCCACGUGAGGGACUUCCUGAAGUGGUAG